ACCAAACUCCCCAAAUGCGGUGAUAAAGAUGCACGGUUAAAAACUGAUUCUCCAUCGUUUCCACAUAUCAUCAAACCCAGAGCAUCCCUGCCCUAAACGUCCCUCUCUCGGACUUCACGCCUUCUUCGCCCGUCCAAUCUGAAUAAUCUCCCCCGUAUGUUUAUCAUCUUUGCGUAGGACAGGCCAGCUCGUCCCGUCCGCCUUUGCUAAGUUCAAGUCCAUCUUCGUGCCCAUGAUUUGGAAACUGGACUUCUCCACAUCGAUGGGUGCGUAGAGGUUGAAGGUUUCCUUGAAGCGCUUGUUAUCGGCGGUCGGGAGGUCCAAUUCUAUUGUAGUAGGCGAGGAGAAGUUAACUUUCGCGCUGGCUUUGUCAAUCUUCUUGAGGUAGAGGGUGGCCAUGAUGGAGGUCGCGGUUUGGUAGAAAUCGGUGCUGAAAGUAAAAAGUGCAAGGCGGUUAGCAAGUCUUUUCAAAUAUUUUCCGGCACAUCCACCAACACGGCUCUCUAAUCUUUCCAAUUGGACGUAUCUGCUGUAGUCGUCAUGAAUAAUUCAAAACAACUCACCGAAUAUUAUCAACCUUCUCCUCCCCUGAUUUCUUCCCCUUCCCAAGAAAUAAAUGUCUAGCUUUUUCUUUACAGCCAAUUAUCUUCAUAAACUCAUCAAACUCCAGUACUCUGCGCUUACAACAGCUCCAACCUUUGCUCCCCUCAUGGAAGAUCGGUUGACCCGGAUGAUGGACGCAUUUUUCAUCAUCCCGUGAAACGGAGGGUGAGUACUUCGCGUUGCAGCCUCUUCGACGACAUGUCGCGCCCGCUUUGAUUGCAAGGGAAGGGUCAUCGGAUUCCGAUUCUGGUGGAGGAGAGGCCGUAGGGGUAGGGGUGUGCACGCCCGCGGCGGAGAGGGUGGUUGGGAUGUUUCCAAUGGCUAUGGGAGUAUGCUUAGGGGUAGUGUCGGGUGCUGCCUGGGGUGUCUCCUUUUGAGGCUCUGGAGCUGGCGUGUCAUCGACUGCUGAGUGUUUCCCCGUCGUGCAUGGUGGGAUGGUCAGGAAUUCGUCGAAGCUGAGGACGCGGGGCUUACAGCAUUUCCAUCCUGCAGUGGCAAAGCUCUGUCAGCUAGCUGCGAUGCUUUUUGGAGGAAUCCUCCUCCCGCACUUAUUUUCCUGGAUUCUAUUCGGGGCCCUCCUUUGAUCUCGCGUUUUGCUUCUCUCAUAUAUAGUUGUCCAAGUAAGAAGUCCAAUUUCACAGCGUCAUUGGGACUGACCUUUGUGGCCUUCGUGAAAUUCAGGCGGGCCUGGAUGAUAAGUGCACGGUUCGUCAGGGUCCGUAAACACCUUGCCGCAGCCCUUGUGUACACACUUUUGCGCCAUAUUUUGUUUUAUGAUAUAUUUCCCAGUAAAUAGGCUCUCUCAAUUCUGUUAGGAGUUGGCUGAUAGUCCGUAGAUAUUGAGUCUGAGAUGGGAUGUUGGGCGGUCUGGAAAUAUUUAAGUAAAUACUUACAUCAUCCUCGAUGCUUUCUCGGAGCUUUUGCUGGCGCCAACGCCCCCAAACCCAUCGAAGCUUCUGGUGCCAUCAACCAAAGACCAACCACCCGUGCUUCUUUGCAUUUUGCAGGUAGAUUAUAUCUGAGCAAUAUCAAACAGGGCAACGCUAUUAUUCCCCAGCUUAUUCUUGCCAAAGCAAAAUCCAGGAUCGCUGAUUGACCUGACACGGCACGAUGUACCCUACACGCCGCCUGCUCCAAAGUACUCGACUCACUCUCUUCACACGCAUCAAUUGCUCGCUAUGCGAUACGGCAAAAUACACCGUAAAAAACCUACGGGAAAAGAGACCAUUCUUAUAUUCAGAAAUUGAUGUGAUGGUCCCACAAAAUAAAACGUGGAAGGACAUUUACGAGUUUGACGUACCGGUUCUACACGUUCAGCGCGUAAUGUCUAAAUCCAGCGAUGGACGCGAAACCCUAUCAGACCCGAAGAAGCUAUUUCAUCGAUUUACCGAACAGGAGGUUGAGAAUACAAUAAAGGAAGUAGAAGAAUAAAAUAAAAUAUUACGGCUUGUGUGGUGUGGUUAUUAUGCCCCUGGGACUAUAUACUGUAUGCCGCUCCAUAACACCUCCUGCGGGGGUCGUAUGGAGGACUCCUCAUAAACCAGCACGAGCAGUUUUCAGUGAGUUCGACAGAUGGGUAGGGAGAGCAGCGACGUCGGAAAUCACAGAUAUCUGUAUGGAACCGUCAGCACUCGAUGCAGUGGACGAGAAGAUAUAUACAAUAUGGAAUCCAAGUCUCGUCUUACCAUAUGGAACCCUUGCUCCGCGUACUUCUUUGCGGACUCGCCAUCUGCGCUAUAAAUUCCAGCCCUCUUACCGUUGUUAACAGCCGCUUUGCGAAUCCUUUCAAUUGCAGCCACCAAGUCCGGAUGGAAAUCACCCCUAACAGGUCGGCCAAUAUUGUUUCCCAGGUCCCAAGGACCGAUCAGGAGCACGUCUAACCCUGGAACCUUUGCGAUUUCUUCGACCUAAACCGUUGCAAAUCAGAUUCCAGUUAGCUUCCCAAAGUUUUAUAUAGGGGAAUAGAAUCAAAGAAUGUCUUAGCCCGUUAAUAAACCUUUCUGCAAUCCAUACAUUUUCAAGAGCCUCCUUAGUUUCUAUCUGAACAAUUGUAACCAAGGCUUCAUUCGCCUGAAACAAAUAAUCUGUUUGGGAAAGAGUUCCAAAUGACGCCAUGGGAAAUGGGCUUCCAAAGCCUCUUUUGCCCAGGGGAGGGAAUUUGGCUGAUUCGACUAGUUUCUUCGCAUCGUCUACCGUGUAGAGGAGGGGGACCACUAUUCCAUGGGCUCCUGCGUCCAAGGCACCUAUCGUAGGAGUUAGAAUCGGGUUGAAAAGGGAACCAUUGCAAGAGUAUACAUACGUUUAACCAUCCACGACUCGUUGGCAGCGAUGCGUACAACAGGACUAACACCCGUAGCGGCAAUUGCAGCCACGGCCUCGUGCAUUUGGGCGUCUUUUAUAGUUAGAAUGAGCAAUGGUUAAUAAUCCGGCCAAAAAGCAUUGACACAGCAGUUGAUGCACAAGUUCAGAAGCCUUGCCCCAGAUUCGUAGCAAUACAACCAUCCCCUGUAUCUAAUAGAAUAAACACAGGACAUUGUUUCUUUCGUC
Molecule: messenger RNA, 3150 nt
Organism: Blastomyces dermatitidis ER-3
Lineage: Eukaryota; Fungi; Ascomycota; Eurotiomycetes; Onygenales; Ajellomycetaceae
Exons: 2
Coding region: 1714-2034 (106 amino acids)
Source: RefSeq, a predicted model, not a curated record